ACGUCAGCUAGCGGCUACGUUGUGGUUUCAGUCGCUACAGAACUAGAAGUUUGAUUGCGCUGAGGUAGAAGAGUGUGUGGGAGCGGUCAGCCGGCCAGCAGAGGGCGCCGCUCCGUGUAUGUAGGCCGGGGCUGCUGGGCAAGGGAUUGGGUUGUUUCAGUCGCCACAGAACACACGUGUGUGCCGCAUUUAUACGGAUCUGAUUGCGGGAGGCUCCCGGGUACCAGACAUGGCAGAAACAGUCCUAGUGAUUGGCAGCGGGGGCAGGGAACAUGCUUUGGCUUGGAAGCUGGCACAGUCGGUCCAUGUGAAACAAGUGCUCGUGGCACCGGGGAAUGCUGGCACUGUGGGACACGGCAAGAUCUCCAACACAGCUGCCCCAGUCAGUGACCAUGCCAAGCUCGCCCAGUUCUGCAAAGAUAACCAUGUUGGCCUAGUGGUUGUUGGUCCAGAAGCUCCUCUUGCAGCAGGGAUUAUCGAUGAUUUGACUGCAGCCGGAGUGAGGUGUUUCGGUCCUACAGCCAAGGCGGCACAGCUUGAGGCCAGUAAGAGUUUUUCCAAAGAAUUUAUGGACCGACACAACAUCCCAACUGCCCGCUGGAAAUCAUUCACUGACCCCAAGGAAGCCUGCAGCUUUAUUAUGAGUGCUGAUUUCCCUGCAUUGGUAGUCAAAGCGAGUGGCUUGGCAGCGGGCAAGGGAGUGAUUGUGGCCAGCAGUAAGGAAGAGGCUUGCAAAGCUGUGAAUGAGAUCAUGCAGGACAAGGCAUUUGGAGAAGCUGGAGACACAGUGGUUGUGGAAGAGCUGCUGGAAGGGGAAGAAGUCUCUUGUUUGUGUUUCACAGAUGGAGUCACAGUUGCUCCAAUGCCACCAGCUCAAGAUCAUAAAAGACUGUUGGAUGGUGACCUUGGCCCUAACACGGGUGGAAUGGGAGCCUAUUGUCCAGCUCCGCAGAUUACAAAAGAUUUUCUGGAGAAAAUCCAAGACACUGUCUUGUUGAAAACCGUUAAUGGAAUCCGUCAGGAUGGUGCACCGUAUGUCGGUGUGCUCUAUGCCGGCCUGAUGCUCACUAUGGAUGGCCCCAAGGUACUUGAGUUUAACUGCAGAUUUGGAGACCCAGAAUGCCAGGUGAUUCUCCCACUCCUACAGAGUGACCUUUAUGAUGUUAUUGUGGCCACUAUUGAUGGCAAACUGGCCAGUUGUAUGCCAGUGUGGCUAGAAAACCACGCAGCUGUUACAGUUGUUAUGGCCAGUGGAGGCUAUCCCUCUAACUAUGCCAAGGGGUUGGAGAUCACUGGGUUCCAAAAGGCUGGAGAGCUGGGUCUGGAAGUGUUCCAUGCAGGCACCGCCCUCAAGGAUGGAAAAGUGGUGACCAGUGGAGGGAGAGUUCUAACUGUCACAUCAAUCAAGAAGGAUCUUGUAUCGGCUCUAGACCAGGCUAACAAGGGGGUGGCAGCGAUACAGUUUCAAGGAGCUGUGUAUAGAAAGGACAUUGGCUUCCGGGCUAUUGCUUACCUUAAUCAAUCCAGGUCCCUGACAUACAAGGAUAGUGGUGUGGAUAUAGAAGCUGGUAACAGUUUAGUGAAAGCAAUUAAACCAUUGGCUGCAGCCACUGCCAGACCAGGAUGCAACGCAGAACUCGGAGGGUUUGCUGGCCUGUUUGAUCUGAAGGCUGCUGGGUACGUUGAUCCUAUCUUGGUUUCUGGGACUGAUGGCGUUGGCACAAAACUGAAGAUUGCACAGGCCUGCAAUAAGCACGACACCAUUGGGCAGGACCUGGUAGCCAUGUGUGUCAAUGAUAUUCUGGCGCAGGGGGCAGAGCCGCUGUUUUUCCUGGAUUAUUUCGCAUGUGGGUCCCUAGAUGUGGCAGUGGCUCAAUCUGUCGUUUCUGGAAUAGCCGCAGCGUGCAAAAAGGCUGGUUGCGCCCUCCUAGGGGGUGAAACGGCUGAGAUGCCGGGAAUGUAUUCUCCAGGAGAGUAUGACCUAGCUGGGUUCGCUGUGGGGGCCGUGGAAAGAGGCCGGAUGCUCCCCCAGUUGGACUCGAUACAAGCCGGCGACUUGGUUAUAGGAAUUGCCUCCUCUGGAGUUCACAGCAAUGGCUUCAGCCUUGUGAGGAAGGUUCUAGAGAAGUCAUCCCUAGAUUUCUCCCACCCAGCACCAGCAGGCUGUGGCGAGCAGACUCUCGGAGAGACUCUGCUCACUCCAACAAAAAUUUACAGUAAGACGCUCCUAGCUGUGCUGAAAUCCGGGAGCGUGAAGGCCUAUGCGCAUAUCACUGGAGGAGGCCUACUGGAAAAUAUCCCUCGUGUCCUUCCAUCAUCCGUUGGGGUCUCACUGGAUGCAAGUUGUUGGAAGAUUCCAGGGAUCUUCUCCUGGCUGCAGAAAGAGGGAAACCUGUCAGAGGAAGAAAUGACCCGGACAUUCAACUGUGGGAUAGGUGCAGUCCUAAUAGUGGGGAAACAAUUGGCCAGACAGGUCCUGAGAGAUGUGCAGAGAGAAGAGGAGGCCUGGAUCAUCGGAGCAGUGAUCCCACGUGCCAAAGACUCUUGCAGUGUUGAAAUCAAAAACCUAACGGAGGCUUUUACCAGAACCGACUCUGAGGUGAAGCAUUAUGUGCCGGAACAGCCCUCCAGCCUGCAGGGGGCAGCAAACAAAGACAAAGUGCGAGUGGCUGUCCUCAUCUCUGGGACAGGGACGAAUAUGGAGGCCUUAAUAGCAAGCACUAAGUCACCAAAUAGUGCAGCUUACAUAGCCCUCGUCAUCUCCAACAAAGCCGGGGCCGGGGGACUGAAGAAAGCAGAGAGCGCCGGGAUCCCUACGGUGGUCUUAGACCACAAACAGUACUGCAACCGCAUUGAGUUUGACAACGCCGUUGAUAAAGUCCUUCAGGAGUAUUCCAUUCAGUUUGUCUGCCUGGCGGGAUUCAUGAGAAUUUUAUCCGGACCCUUUGUCAGAAAGUGGGAGGGGAAGAUUCUAAAUGUCCACCCAUCUUUGCUGCCCUCGUUUAAAGGAGCCAACGCACAUAAGCUGGUACUGGAAGCCGGUGUGAGGCUCACAGGAUGCACAGUUCACUUUGUAGCUGAGGAAGUAGAUGCUGGGGCUAUAGUCUUCCAGGAGGCUGUUCCCGUAGAGCUGGGUGACACAGAGGAGAGCUUGUCAGAAAGGGUUAAGAAGGCAGAACACAGAGCCUUCCCGGCAGCACUGCAGCUCGUGGCUAGUGGUGCAGUUAAACUAGGACCGGAUGGCAAGCUGAGCUGGAGUAUACCAAAUAGAUGCUGAGCUUUAUCAGUGCCCGAGGUUUAUGUGUGAACUGACAAUCUUCAACUGCUGUAAAAACCCUUUUGUGUUCAAGAACCUGAUGUUCAAGAUGGCUGCCUGCUAAGAAGAUGAUGUUUUGUGCUGUUUCUGAGCCUGCCUAACAGACCUAUCCGCUAUAUGCUGAGUGCUAUGCUGUUGCCGAGUAGGCUCCCUGAGUCUGUAUGCAUACAUUAGAGAAUAGCAUUUAGGUGGUAUGGCCCAUACACGCAGUCAGUCUUUUGCCAGGUACCUGUAGGGGCAGUUUUCCCCAUUUGGCUCAUUCAAUACACAUUCCAAUACUUUCAGAUAUUUUACUUGUUUGACUACAUGUACAUUGACUUUGUUCCUGUUGAUAAGUUGAGUUUAUUAUUCAUUUAUUUCCCCCUUUUAUCGUCUUAUUCCAGUCUUAUUGCCUACAUGGAAGUGCCUUCUGCAUACGGACUCAGCAGUGCAGCAGCACAAUGUUAGUGAGGCUUUGGUGGAAAGUCUUAAUAGAGGCAAGCAAUGUAGCAACACCACCUAUAUGUAUGCAUGUAAAAAUACGGAUAACAAAGAAGUAGGUGAAGCCCUAGGUCAAUCAUGGGGGUUAUAAAAUUUUGUGGGGGCCACAUUCAGUUUUGAUCCUCCAGGAGGACAGCCCUGGGCUAAGGGAAAUAAAUGAGAUAUAACUACUAUCAGCAUAGCCCCAAUUCAUAAAUAUAUAUUCUUUACCAUGGCAAUUACACUACUUAACAUAUGCAAAAGUCUCAGUAAAGGCUCCCAGUUUAACUAAAGCUGAACAUACACUGUAAUUUGUCAAGGAGCCAAACAACUAAAUCAACCCAGUGCAUUGGUGGCCAUAUUGGCUACAGUUCUGCUCAUUUGAUUAAACCACAGGGCCAAGUUGGGAUGGAGCUGAGACCCUCUGUGUUACACUUUGUCCUGUGACAUAAAGGACAACAUAAAAUUCCAUACAGUCAUCAGUAAUUUGCACUCCCUUGUUACCAAGUCCAUAAAUCUCCAUGAAUCAAAAUCCCUGCCUGCUCCCCUUUAGUAUCUAAAGUAUCUAUUGGCUUUCAUAAAGCUUAGGUUAUUUCCGGAAUGUUCUUGCAUCUCUUCAUCCUUUGUUCCAGAAUUUCUUGAUCCUAAUGUUGCAUUCAGUCUGUUACCUGUUCCAACCAUGGCAGUUUUUUCACAAUAAACGGUUCUCUUUAGUAAACGA
Messenger RNA from Xenopus tropicalis (tropical clawed frog), 4496 nucleotides. It is a transcript of the gene gart, whose product is annotated as phosphoribosylglycinamide formyltransferase, phosphoribosylglycinamide synthetase, phosphoribosylaminoimidazole synthetase. Lineage: Eukaryota; Metazoa; Chordata; Amphibia; Anura; Pipidae. Gene Ontology annotation, molecular function: phosphoribosylformylglycinamidine cyclo-ligase activity; metal ion binding; phosphoribosylamine-glycine ligase activity. Gene Ontology annotation, biological process: purine nucleobase biosynthetic process; 'de novo' IMP biosynthetic process. The transcript has 23 exons. The record is from RefSeq and is a predicted model, not a curated record. The coding region runs from base 230 to 3277 and encodes 1015 amino acids.